CAACAUCGCAGACUAUUCCUCUUAACUGCACCGAAAAUAUUCCUAUUAGAAAUGAGUUGAACGUAGCACAAAGUGCAAAUAAAAAGUAAACCAAACCUAUUCCUUUACUACCCACAAGGGGCUAAACACAGAAGGGACAAACAAGGACAGACGAACGAAUUAAGUCGAUUACAUCGACCCCAGUGCGUAGCUGGUACUUAAUUUAUCGACCCCGAAAGGAUGAAAGGUAAAGUCGACCUCAGCGGGAUUUGAACUCAGAACGUAACGGCAGACGAAAUACUGCAAAGCAUUUCGUCCGGCGUGCUAACGAUUCUGCCAGAUCGCAAAUAAAAAGUAAACCAAACCGACAUUAUCGACGUUUAGCAAAGUGAAAGUGGUUCAUUAAACAGGAAUAUCUUCCUUAAUGACCGACUAAUUAGCUAUAAAGCAGAAUGUAAAAGAAGCACGUUUGGAAAUAGUUCCAGGAACCUUCUUUUCUAAUUGGUUACACGACGUUUUAAUUUUUGGAAAUUAAUCUCAUGUGACACUAAAAGUUGCACAUUCGGUCGAAGUCCAUUCAUCCCGGAACUUCAGUUCACUUCUGCAGUUUAAUGUUAUUCCACAACAAACUCUUGAUGUCAUCCGCGAUGUUAUGGUUUUAUCUCAGCUCGAUAUUUUUGGGCCUAACGUUCGUUCCAGCGAUUGCUCAGAAUAUUACACAUAUUUUUGAAGAUGGUACAACCACAGUAACAAUUGAUGAGCCCCUGUAUAUUUACAUACAUAAAGGGGUCAAGUCUCAGAUUCUAAAAGUUAACGAUAUUAAUGAAGCAGAAAGCUUUCUUAUCUGUGAGGUGCACAGUGUUCGAGGCAAUUUGACCCUUUCUUUGACUGAAGUACCUUUUGAGGAUGAAGCUGUUAGAGGAAGAAAUCUUGGUGUGGUUACCAUUCUGAAACCAGAACAAGACACGGCUGAAUGGUUUCUCUAUACAAACAACUUUACUGGUAUUGCCUUGAUUUAUGUCAAGGCUUAUACACAAAAUGAUCCCUUACCUGGAGGUUGUAAUCAAGAAUUCAACUUGGAAAACGAUGCAAAUAUCAAAGUGAGAUAUCCCAAGUUACUGACAAAUGUGGACUUCCAGUGGUCAAACGGUGGCUUCUCCCGAUUAAUGCUGCCACCAAGCUGUGAAGAUGUAGUAAUGCAAACAAGCCUGCAUUACCAUGUUUUCGUCUAUUUUAUGAAUGAAGUUCAAACAGAUGACAUGUCUGCCCUGCAAGCUGUUAAGAAAAUGCUUUCGGUUGAUGAUAUUCUCGAAACUGGAAGAUAUGUGAAGUUAAUACAUAACAACAACAUUGAGAAAUCCGAUUUGAAUCUGGUUUCUUAUCCUUGUGUCAGUGCAGUGGUGAAUCUCGUUGUUACACAAUCGAGUAAUGGCAUUCUGACAUCUGCCGCUUAUGUCCCGACCGUCAUCAACCCGGAUUUGUUGCAAUGCGAGGAAAACAAAAAUGAUGUCUUAACCAUUAUAAUUUCCUGUUUUACCAUCCUCCUAGGAUUCCUGUUGUGUUUCUUUGGACACAGGUAUUUUAAAACAGAAUUGUUUAUAUUUGGAGCGAUUGCUGGUUUCCUUAUUGCACACAUCACAGUCAGCGCUCUGUGGACACAUUCCUUGACAGUUGUGCUAUGUACUGACAUCAUCUCAGCCUUCGUCGCCGGUGUGCUGUGGCUGCUGGUCUGGACCAGUCUUGGAAUUCCUGUCAUAUCCGUGCUUAUGGUCAGUCUGGUGGCUGGCUAUCUUGUGAGCUGCAUACUUUUCUUCACACCAUUUGGUAAUUUGAAAUACUGGGAAAAUGAUUUCAACUAUGGCAUGACUUUCGCUUCUGGAACCAUGUUGCUUCCUGUUGUAUUUUUGGCCUACACAAAAUUGUUGAAUAUCAUAUGCUGUGCUCUUGUCGGAUCCUAUGCGAUAGUGUUUUCAAUCGAUAUCCUCACAUAUGGCAUCAUUAGGUACAUAUUCCUGAAUUCAUUCCACCACAUGAUCUAUGCCAACUUCAAUAAAGCACUAGCAGUAACACCAUUUCAGAAAAAUGAUAUGAUUCUUGCUGGGCUUUGGGUUGGUUUCUUCGUUGCCGGUGUUAUAUUCCAGUUGUUCUCUGAAAAAGGAAGAGCUCCAUUCCCACCAGCCAGUAACAUUUUCUGCUGCCAAAAUGGAAAUGAACCCCGUCGACCAAUAGUUGGUAACGAACGUGAACCUCUCCUACCAGAUAAUCCUCCAGUCGGCAGAUAUGGAACACUUGGAAGGGUUGUUCCUCCCACUCAUCAACCAUAUCAGUCCUAUACUGUUAUUACAGGUUUUGCUAGUUCAGCUCCAGCACCAAAAUGAGCUCUGAUAUGUCCGGUUGUCUUUCAGAAUCAUCUGUUUUCUAGUUAAUACCUUUUAGACUCUGUUGAAAUGCAUUUGAAAAGUGUCCUGUGUAAAACAGUGUUGUAUGUAUAUGUACGGUGAGUGUGAGUAUGUGUUUGUAUGUGUUUGUGGAUGCAUGUGUUUGUAUACACACACACACACACACACACACACUUGUGUAUAAGAGGAUAAUUUUAUAACUUUGUUAAACUGAAGAGCAAAAUUAAAAAUAGGAGUGCUGCUGGAAGUGCUCAGGUGAGGCACUGAGGCAAAAGGAGAAAUAAAUUGAAAGGUAAAAUGGAUAAACACUCCAAUCAGUCAAAACAACUUUGUAUCACUCCCAAAUUACCAAAAAUUGAAAAUAAAUAUAUAUUUAAAUAAUAGGGCACCCAACGGUAAAACCCAACAGUAUAAAAUAUACACAAAUAAAUAGGAAGGGCAUCCAGCUGUAGAAACUCUGCCAGAUCACGAUUGAAGCCUGGUGCAGCCAUCUGGUUCCCCAGCCCUCAGUCAUUCGUCAUGAUGAUGAUGAUAAUGAAAAGGUGAUAAAACCCAAAAGGGUAAUACGAGUGAAGUCAAAUGAAGAAAAAUAUAUGGAAUAAAUUCAUACGUAAUAAAGAUGGCUAAAAAUUUAAGGCAAUCAAGCUAAAAUAAUAUAAAUGUAUAAAAAUACAAGAGUAUAAAUAUAAAAAAUAAAAUGUAAGGAAACCAGAACAGAGUCCAUUGAUGCCCAUCUCUACGAUUGUUUCAAAUCAUGCUGCUUCACAUUGUUAAUGUACAAUCCAUUAAGGAAAUCCAACAGCAACACCUUUUUAUCAGGAGAAAACUUCACAUUUCUGGUUAUUUUAUUAUUCGUUGUUAUGUGUAUAUUUCAUACUGUCGGGUUUUACCAUUGGAUGCCCUAUUAUUUCAAUAUAUAUUUAUAUUCGUUUUUUUAUAAUUUGGGAAUGAUAUAAAGUUGUUUUGACUGAUUGGAGUGUUUAUUCACCAUACCUUUCAAUUUAUAUAUGUAUAUAUAUAUACUUUAAAUGACCAGAAAAUAGAGAGAAUUUUAGAUCAACAAACAAAUUGGACCACAUGUGUAGAUUAUUUUUUUAAUACUAAACAUAACAUUUCUGUGACAGGUUACGGCAUGUUUAGUAUUAAAAAAUAAUCUACACGUGUGGUCCGAUUGAUUUGAGGUUUUCUCUAUUUUCUAAUUAUUUAAAUUUGAUUCCUAAUAAACUUUUGUUUAUUCUGUUGUUACCUAUACCCUAUGAGCAUAGUGUCCCUGCAUACCCAUGCCCAGAGACAACACAGGUAACUGAUACCAAUAGUAAAUAUGGAUAUUUUAUCCCUUAGUUACUAUAACCACUAACACUGCUUACUCUUUAUAUGUUUAUAUGUAUGUGUAUAUAUAUAUAUAUAUAUAUAAUAUAUAUAUAUAUAUAUAUAUAUAUAGGUGAGAGAGUUGGUAUGUGAAAGCACGUGGUUGGAUGUAUAAAAAACAAAAAAGGGUAAAAAAAACUACAGAAUUUUUUCACAAUCUCCUGUUUUGAUAAUAUAAUUACUCUGCAAAAUUCUAUUUUCCAGUAGUUAUGAACUGUUAUGUAAGCCUCAGUGUAAUACUGGAAUACACAGAUGUGCUUCACACGGACACAGCUUGGAUUAUAACUCUUUCUACAAAUAUAUAUAUAUAUAUAUAAAUUCAGCAAAAUUUAGAUUCAGAUGAAUAUGGUACUUAAGUUAAAGGCAC
Octopus sinensis (East Asian common octopus) is the source of this 4113-nucleotide messenger RNA. Its product is annotated as transmembrane 7 superfamily member 3. Bases 591 to 2357 code for a protein of 588 amino acids. The record is from RefSeq and is a predicted model, not a curated record. The transcript is spliced from 10 exons. NCBI's taxonomy places the organism in Eukaryota, Metazoa, Mollusca, Cephalopoda, Octopoda, Octopodidae.